Selaginella moellendorffii is the source of this 1553-nucleotide messenger RNA. RefSeq names its product serine/arginine-rich-splicing factor SR34. Gene Ontology annotation, molecular function: mRNA binding. Lineage: Eukaryota; Viridiplantae; Streptophyta; Lycopodiopsida; Selaginellales; Selaginellaceae. Gene Ontology annotation, cellular component: nucleus; ribonucleoprotein complex; cytoplasm. The transcript has 13 exons. The coding region runs from base 221 to 1216 and encodes 331 amino acids. The record is from RefSeq and is a predicted model, not a curated record.
AGGGUUUGGAGCGCUUGUUCUUUGUUUGCCCGGGCGGAGCGAAGGCGCUUGGUGCGCGGCGGCGGUACCGAAAUUUCACGCGAAUCGAGAUGCGUGGCGCUUGGACUCGAGCCAGGAGCUAGCCUUUACUUUAGAACUGGCGUGUGUGUCUUGAGGGGAGGAGGAAGAGGAUGAUGAAGCAGGAGGGCUUUGAGCUGUUACAAGCAGCCAGCUGUAAGUCAUGAGCCGGUCCAGCCGAACUAUUUAUGUCGGGAACCUCCCGGGAGACGUGAGAGAGCGGGAAAUUGACGACUUGUUUCACAAGUAUGGGCCCAUUGUAGACAUUGACUUGAAACUCCCACCGAGGCCUCCAGGCUACUGCUUCAUCGAGUUUGAAGACGUUCGAGAUGCCGAGGAUGCUAUACGCGGACGUGACGGCUACAACUUCGAUGGAUACCGUUUACGGGUUGAAAUCGCUCACGGUGGCCGAGGCCCUCCGUCCUCGGAUCGAUACAGCAGCUAUGGCGGCCGGGGCGGAAGUGUGUCCAGGCGUUCGGAGUAUAGAGUUAUAAUCACUGGAUUGCCCUCGUCGGCAUCGUGGCAGGAUUUGAAGGACCAUAUGCGCCGAGCUGGCGACGUUUGCUUUGCACAAGUGUUUCGAGAGGGAAAUGGUAACAGUGCAUUAUUUUUGGGGGAAAGUUGUUUUAACUGUGUCGUCUCAGGAACUACUGGCAUUGUGGAUUUCACCAAUUAUGACGAUAUGAAAUACGCGAUAAAAAAACUUGAUGAUUCGGAGUUUCGGAAUCCAUUUUCUCGCUCGUACAUUCGUGUCAAAGAAGACAAGUCUCAGGGCUUGAAACGAAGCACUUCACGCAGCUUGAGUCGAAGUCGGAGCAGGAGUCAUAGCCACAGCUAUACCCGAAGCAGGAGCCGCAGCGGAAGUCGCAGCCGAAGUCGCAGCCGCGGACGGUCAAGGACUCCGAGAAGCAGGUCCAAGUCCCCCUCGAAGUCAGUGUCCAAGUCUCCUGUAGCACGGUCGAGGUCACGCUCGCCUCAGACGUCGAGGUCUCCUGUGAAGGAGUUGAGCCCAAGCCCAAGCCCGCGUCGCUCACGCUCACCUUCUCCUGCGGCUGAAAAGAGUCCUGCCAGGGAUGUUUUUUCAAGUGAAGCCAGCGCCAAAGCCGAGGCUAAUGGAGGGUCUCCUGCGCCUCGAAGUCCGUCUCUGGUGUCCGAGUGAGCUUGCGGUGCCGGAGAUUUUGGUCUGAAGCUUUUUUCUCAUUAUGGUACAUUUUAGUUUUUUCAACUUAUAAGGUAGUCAGAUGGUUUGCAGAGUCCUGGGCAUUGCAUGGAUUAGUGGAAUGCUCAACAGAUUGGAUUGCUAGUGUAAGUUACUGCUGUUACUAUUCGAUUGUUUGUUACUGUGUUUACUGUCUGGGAUCAUACAUGAGCUUAUAUGAUGAUGGACGUGGGAAUGGAAAUUGGUUUCGUUGUUGACUUUGCAGCCUUAAACCUCAAGAGAACAUGAUCCAAAAGAAAAUAUAAAACCAAGUGAUGCAGCGUCAACGUUUGUAGUU